AUGACACAAUAUCCACGAUAUCAUCGAUGGUUACUUUCUGAACUUAUAUCAAAUAAUCGUUGUAUAACACCGCUCGCAAAUACAAUUGUUCUUUUGGGAACUUUACAACUUAUUACAGAAGAUAGUUCAAUAUAUCCAAAAGGUACAAUUUUAUUCGAAGACGAGACUGGAAAAGUGCCUUGCCUUUUAAUUGGUUACAAAAAAGAAUGGCUUACUGGUACAAUAGCCUUGUUAUCAUGGAGUUUUUUAAUAAACAAGCAACCAAGCGGAAAAGAGGUUUAUCAUUUAGAAGUACAUUCAGAAAUUCUUUUCCUGCGAGUCGGAUUUUCCGAGGCAUUAUAUUCUAAAAAAUUAGUUUUAAGUGCCAAUUUUUUUGAGAAACGAAGCCCCUCUUUUCUUAAUCAAAAUUUUUUUCAACCUAAUUCGUUCACGGCAGCAGCUGAUAUACUAUUUAACUUAGGUAGGAAUCCCACAGAGUCUCUUCCAAAGGUUAACUUAAUUGCAAUGGUUAACAUGAAAAGUGUCCUUUAUCAAUCAAAAGACAAAAUUACUUUUAUCGUGACGCUACACGAUUCAAAUUCAUCCGUACAUAUUAUCUUCAAUGGAGAUCAUUUCAUUGAAUAUUAUAAAAUAAUAAUGGUCGGUGAAAUGUAUUUUUUCAAAAAUAUAAAACCAAGGAGGACGUUUAAUGAGGAUACACAAUUUCCUGUUUUCGUGAUCAGCUCAAUUGAUUCGAUCGAAAACGUUAAUAGAGAACUCGCGAUCACUUAUAAUAGUAGUAACCCAACCGAGCAAAUCCAACAUUUAACUGAUCUGGCUUGUUCUUGUUUUGGUUUUGAAGGCAUAAUCACUUAUAUUAUAGAUAAUGCUUUGGGGUUAUUCGUUUUAGAUUCAGAAUAUAUUUUACAUCUGGGUAAAUAUCCAGAAUAUAAUCCAUCAAUAACUCCUUACCGACUUGGAAUGAAGCUGCUUUUAUAUAAUAUACAUGCGAUAAAAUUUACAAUGAAAGAAGACAUUUGGAGACUUGAUAAUAACAAGAAUUGUCCAAAUUUCAGAGAUGUUAAAGUAAUUUUUGCUGCCUGUCAUUGUAGUACUGUUCGAGUGGUUAGAUUUCCAAGCGAAAUAUUCGAAUCUGAUUCGGUUUCGCAAAAGAUCAUUAGUAAGUUCUCAAAUUUUCGUAAUAAUAACUCGUUCACUUUACUGGAAUUAUUAUGGGUUCAAAAGGCGCAUUAUAAUUUUACCAAAAAGUUCCCGGAUGUUUUCGAAGAUGAGAUAUUGUUAAGUGAUCCAAGACCAAGUAAAAGUGACUACAAGAAAGUUGAAAGUUGUCCAUUUUCAAGGCUUUUAAGAAAAUAUCGUGCGGCCAACUGUUUUGAAGAUUUGGCACAAGAAUAUUUUAAUCACAAAGUUUAUUGUUGUAUAACUGAAGAAAAUCAAGAAAUAGAUAUUAGAUUACCACCAAUAUCGGAAGUCUUACACCUCAUCAACGAAUUAGUGAUUUCACAAAGAUUUUCUUCUGAAAUUUGUGGAGAAAAUCAAUUGAAAGUGUUUUCACAAUUUGAAGCAAAUUUAGGGAAAACACAUUUGAUGGGAUUUCUUGAAGGAAGUUUGGAUGGAACUCUUCAAUUGAAAGAUCAAACAGGAACAAUUUCAGCAAUUAAUAUUUCUUUUGAAAAAAUUCAAUCUCAUCAUCUUAAUAGUAUAUGGAUAAUUCCUGAAUAUGAACUUGUAGUUGAACGACCCAGCAAAAUAUACUUACGUUUUGCUAUUGAAAAGUGCUUCUGUUUUUACGCGAAAUCAUAUGAUCCGAAAGUUCAUUUUAAUCGAAGUGUAUUCCAAAUUCGUCAUAUUUUUCCUGCAAAGUUAAAUUAUAUUUCAGAAAAUUCAAGAACAAACAUAAGUUGCAAAUUGCAAAUAGAAACUGUAUUAGAAUACACAUCAGAUUUGAUUAAUAAAAAUACAAUCACUUUUAUUAAUAUAUCAAAAGAUUUUAUCAAGAUCUUACCAGCGUUGCAUGUUGGGUCAUUUUAUGAAUUAUCUUUUGACGUUGAUAAAUCUGAACAGAUAAUAAAUUCGACAGAAGGGUCAAUUAUCUUAAAUUUUGAUGAUUUUGUAAUUUCAAAUAUCACCAGUAUCGAAUUUGAUGACAGUUCAACAUUUAAAGAUUUAUUUGGUCAAGUGAUUCAACCUAAAAUUCUUAGAUUAAACGAUUCAUCCAAAAAUUCAUUCAGGAAUCUAAAAGCAGCAUUUUUAACAGAAGAUAAAGCAUUAAACGUACAAGAAUUUCUGAAUGGAAAUUUUAUUAACAUUUUAAAUGACACAAAUAAAUUAGUGACUUUGAAGGGACUCAUUUUGUCAAAGGAAAUUCAGCAUUCUAACAAUGUAGGACAAUCACAUGCUAGUUUGUUGCUUAGAAUUCAAGACAUUCAAAUAGCGGAGGAAAUUAUUGAUGUAUAUAUUAGUAAUAUAUCGAAAUAUAUUAUUCCUAUUGGGCUAGUCCCAGGCCAAAUUAUUACAUUGAGAAAAAUUGGACUCAGAAAGUCUAAUUUUGGUAAAAUAUAUUGUUAUGCGUCUGGGAAAACUCAUAUAUCAUUGCAAGGAUAUCCAAAAUCGAUUCAAUCAUUCCAUCAAGAUCAAGAUUUUGAUAACACGAAUCUAAUAGAUCUUUUUGAAAGUAGGAUUUCUAUUCAAAGUGUAUUUCGAGUUCCUUGCAGAAUAAAUAAUGUUUAUGAAAUUAUAAUGCAAUUUAUAUGUGAAGCUUGUGAAGAAAUUAUAGAAAAUGAUUGUUGUCCUAAUGGAUGUAAUUUAGGUCGAAGAUUUUAUUCUUCUGGCAGAUUUAAGAUUUCAGACGGAACAUGUGUUGCAACUGUAACCGCUAGAGAUGAUAUAGUUGUUAGAGAAUUAUUGUGUAUUAAUAAUGAUUCUUAUCAAAAAAUUUGCGAUCAAAUUGAAAAGUCAAGAUUUUUUUAUGAAUGGAGCAUUUUUAGUGACAAUGAUUGUAUAAAAAACUCUCUCUCCGACUUCAUCUCUUUAAAAGACAUCAGAAGAGAUGUUAUCUUAUUUUGCAGGAAAAAAAAUAUACAGCAAAUGCCACCAAUAUUAGAACUUAAUGCUGUACAAAUUGCAGAAAAAUCACCAAUUUUUGAACUUAAAAAAAAAUUAAAAAAUGUUAUGUAA
This is a messenger RNA of Rhizophagus irregularis DAOM 181602=DAOM 197198, 3177 nucleotides long. RefSeq lists its product as uncharacterized. Gene Ontology annotation, cellular component: CST complex. The record is from RefSeq and is a predicted model, not a curated record. Lineage: Eukaryota; Fungi; Glomeromycota; Glomeromycetes; Glomerales; Glomeraceae. Gene Ontology annotation, biological process: positive regulation of DNA replication; telomere maintenance via telomere lengthening. Gene Ontology annotation, molecular function: telomeric repeat DNA binding; single-stranded DNA binding.